This is a messenger RNA of Ectocarpus sp. CCAP 1310/34, 4170 nucleotides long. Lineage: Eukaryota; Phaeophyceae; Ectocarpales; Ectocarpaceae. The record is from the annotation of a GenBank genome assembly.
AUGCCGCAGUCGCCUGUGUCGAGCAUGUCAAGCCUUCAUUUCUCCGAAGAAAGCGGUGGAGAGGGAAACUUCAGAAGUUGGCUGCGUCAAACACGGAAAACGCGCAAUCCAACGGUAUUCGCACAAGGUGGAAAAGAUGGCAAUGCAAUCGUGUCGAAGGAUCUUAUUGCGCUCGCGAGGGCCAGGCAGGAAAGGGAAGCUCGCGAAGAAUCGGACUCAAGUUCGAUUUCCACAUCCAACUCCGAAAGUAGCAACCGCGAUGACAGCCGCGGAUCCCAGGUGGUGCCGAGAGGGCCCAUAAGAACGCUGACUCUCUCGCCUUCCCGGCGAACUUUUGAAGUAACUCCUCGCGUGUCGUUCAAGACGGUUGGGUCAGCGGAAGUGUCCAUGCCUCCAAAGAGUCCGCAAAAGCUCACGGCGAAGACCCAAGGUAGAGACGUCCGGCGCAGUCACCUCCGAGCCGAUCUUGUUCACGGCAACGAUGAGCAGGACAACCUGAAGCAAUUUUUUUGGGGGGCGCGAGGUGGCAUUGGCGUCGAUGUUUGUAAACCGGAACCGGAGAGGAGCAACCCCGAUGUAUCAUCUACAGCAGAGACGACGCGACGCAUCGACUCUGCUGCGAACCAUAAGUGUAUGUCAUCGGUAGACGAGACUCGCGACGAGGAGGGCAAAGAAAACGAGGACGUUUCCAUGCUCUCGAGCCAAACGAACGCCUCUUCUAUUGGCGGCAGCAGCCUGGCCAACAGGCCUGCCGAUCCCAUCCCUGUGGACGCCACCUCUGCAACACAAGGGGUAGGGAAUGGUCCCUCCGUUGAAGCUACCUGUGUCCUUACCGAUGAGGACGGAGCAGGAGCUGAGUGUACAGCUUCCUUCGAAGCGUCCGCGGCAAAUCGCUGCUCCACGUCGACGACGAUGACGUCUAUCAACCAGGGCGCGGUUGCGUUCGACAUGCCGCCCGCGCGAGACAAGAAAACCUCACCGUUCGAAGACACCAGCAAGGUUUUUCCAUCCAAAGAGGUAACAACCUCUAUAUCUACGAGCAAGGAGACCGCCUCAAGGAGGUUCCAUCACAAGGCUGAUUUCCUCUUCGAAAGCAAGUCAGAUCAGCCGGAACUAACGUCGCCAACCGGUAGCGGCGAUCAGUUUGUGGUGGAAUCGAAAGGGCAACCAACAGAGAAUGAAGCCGACAUCCCGGGGACCACGGGCGGCUGCUUCACACCUGACAGGACCCAGCUGCAAAGCGUGGCAACGUUAACCUUGGACCCCAGUAGGCCGAUGAGCUUCGUACUGCCCGACUCAAAACUGAAAACUUCGGAUAAGGUUGUGAAUGCUUCAGAGGGGAGAGCACCCUCCUCGACGGAGUCGGUCCUUGGGAAGGUCGUCGGAGAUUCAAACGGGAAAGAACUGAGAAAGGAGGAUGGAACCGACCGCCAGCCAGAAGCGGUAUUAGACGAAAACGACGGGAGUGACGAGGAAGGAGUCGACCAGCGUCACUCGAAGCAAAAGGACUCGAAGCAAAAGGCAGAGCAGGGGAGAGUUGCCCAGGGGAAAGCGACAGCGGAGGGGAAAGGUGAGGGGGCGCCUCGAAACGACGAGCAAACGAUAUUUUUGGACUCAAACACGAAGUAUUUGGAUGGGGUGGCGAAUGCUUCGGAGAGGAGGGAGUCGGUCCUUGGGAAGGUCGUCGGAGUUCCAAACGGGAGGGAACUGAGGAAGGACGGAGGAACCGACCACCAGCCAGAGGUGGUAUCAGGGUUAGACGACGGAAACGAGGAGGAAGGAGCCGACAAGGGUCACUCGAAGCAAAAGGCAGAACAGGAGAGAGUUGCCGGAAGGAUAGAGACGGAGGACGGGAAACGUGAGGAGGGGCCUCAAGGCGACAAGCAACCGAUAUUUCUCGACUCAAAACCCGAGCACUCGGACGAGGUGGUGAGUGCUUCAGAGAGGAGGGCACCCUUCUCGACGGAGACGGUCCUUGAGACGGUCGUCGGAGAUUCAAACGGGAGUGAGCUGAAAAAGGAGGAAGGAGCCGACCACCAGCUAGAGGUGGUAUCAGACGGAAACAACGGGAGUGAAGAGGAAGGAGCCGACCAGCGUCACUCAAAGCAAAAGGCAGAGCAGGAGAGAGUUGCCGGGGGGAUAGAGGCAGCGAAGGGGAAAGGUGCAGAGGGGCCUCGAAGCGACGAGCAAACGCCUAUGGUGUCUUCGAUCCGCUCGGUAAAUGGCGAGCAUAAUCUACGGGAGCAGCCCGCGACAGAUCAGACGUCGUGUUCGCAAAUAGAGCGUGCCUCAGCGAAGGAUGGGUUGUUAUACCAAGCCACACUGCUUGCAUCGUCUGCUGAUGUUGCUCGACAGCAAGAAGUGAACCCAAUCACCACGAAUGAUUCUCAAUCACCACGGGUCGGCGGCAGUGCGACGGCCCCAGACUUGUGCCUCCCGCCCGAGUUUCAGCGGCAAACCGUGACUCCCCCAGUACCGCAUGAUGCCCCUUCGUCGCCUGUGAAGCUACUUGACGCGAACGCGGGGAAGGACAGCAGCGGUACCUGGGGAAACGAAAACGAUUCAAUGGAAGCCUUUGUUGUAGAUGGUAUUGGUCUCAACGAUGAACGUCGUGGGAAAAGCAUAAGAUUAUUGCUACCCGCACAGACUGCGGCGCAACGAAAAACACAUGCACAACCACAACCACCGACAACAAACAGCAACGGUGCUUUCAAAGACCCGUGGCGCGCGAGGAUUCUGGCGGAGGCGACAACAGUCAUUGUAAAUCGUGGGGACAUACGGGGAGCGGCAUCUGUCUCACCUCCAGAGCUGACGGGUCGCGAUGGUGAUGACGCCGCGUGUUGUGAUGACAACUUGAAAAUCAAUGAAAAGGAGACGGCAUCGCCGGAUUUCGGGUCAGCAGUACUGAUGGAGAUAAGAGCUUCCGUGGCCAAAGAUCCAUGGUACACCAGGAUCCUGUCGGAGGCAGCGGCCACCCUCGCUAACGGUCGCGGCAUGCAAAAGCUGGCGGCCCUUGCACCCUCUAACGUGGCGUAUCGUGGUGAUGGUUAUGACGUAGGCUGUGGCCACACAUGGACAACACGGGAACCAGUGCCGGUGGAUUCGCCAACAGAACCAAUUGUGUCGGACAACACAGUCGUCCGAAGCCCCUUUUCCUCGAGAAUUCAGGCAGGAGUUGCAGGCCCGAACAAGUUCUCUUGUGAGGGCAGGUGGGGAUCCGGCGGAAGAGAACGGGCGCAAUUGAUUCAACAGUCAACACCGACCACGAUGAGAGAACCUCGCACCGUCAGAGAUUCGUGGUCGAUGAGAAUUCUGGCGGAGGCAGCCGCGACGUUGGCGGUAUGUGGCGUCGUGCCGAGAUCGGUGUUAUCAUCAACCGUUGAGACCACGCCCAUCGACUCACCGUCCGUUCGAGGAUACAGCAGAUGCGGGUGCGCAGCUCCAGCGCUGAGCAGCGACGGCGGCGAUCGUGGCUCCACUACGGGUGAUCAAAGCCCACGCAUGUCCCUACCUAUCUUGCGGGGAAGGAGAAGUACGCGCUUCGGCGAUAGUGGCUCCACUCCACGUGAUCGAAGUCCACGGGUAUCCUUGCCUAUCUUGCGGGCAAGGGUCGGUAAGCGCUGCGUGGCAGAAAUUAUUUCCCGAUGGGGUUGUGGCAGUGGAUUAGAGCGGUUCCCCGGGCACCCAAUAAUCGUUGACUACGGGAUGCUUGGGUGUGACUUAUCGGACUCACCGCGAAUUUCGAGCCGCCGGUGCACGGCAUGCACCAGCGACAACGUGAGAGAGAGCCCAAAACCCUCCACCACCAUCAACAACAGAAUUUCCUUCCCAAGAAACCCCCGGCAUGGGCACCUUGGAGAAAGCCAAAGCGAAGGACUGCACGUACGGGCGCCAACCCCGCCAGCACGGAGGGCACGCUCGUCCGACAGUGUAAGCGCAUGCACGCCGAGGUCGCGCAUCGCAGAGAAAAUAGGUUUAUCCGCCGUGGCUCGAGGUGGAGAGGACGACGUUAACCUCCGGCUUCACGGUCAUGUCGUAUUUCCGGCAGCCUGUUGGAAGGGUGUCGGUGGCGGUAGAGGAGGUGAUAGUAGCUCCAUCUCAGGCGCUUGCAGGCGACGCAUUCAUUUCCCGAAGGCGCAACACGGGCCCAGUGACACUUCCGGGAGGUAG